Syzygium oleosum is the source of this 3047-nucleotide messenger RNA. RefSeq names its product glutamate receptor 2.8-like. Lineage: Eukaryota; Viridiplantae; Streptophyta; Magnoliopsida; Myrtales; Myrtaceae. Gene Ontology annotation, cellular component: plasma membrane. The record is from RefSeq and is a predicted model, not a curated record. The transcript is spliced from 5 exons. Bases 32 to 2863 code for a protein of 943 amino acids. Gene Ontology annotation, molecular function: glutamate-gated receptor activity.
AAUAGACAAAAGUAGCCAAGAUACACAUAAUAUGGAGGGCCAGAGAAGCUGCUUGAUUCUUGCACUAUUAUAUUUCCUUCACCUGGCCUCUACUAUUGAAUCCUCCGGUGUACCCAAAGAGAACCCAGCAAAGGAAAUGAUUCAAAUCGGGCUAAUUUUCAGCAUGAACUCAACCAUCGGGAGGGUGGUGGAGAGUUGUAUAUCCAUGGCGCGCUCUGAUUUCUAUGGCGCGCACCCUGAUUACCGUACCCAAUUGUCGCUUCUCAUCAGAGAUCCAAAGGAUGACAUCGUCGAUGCAGCAUCAGCAGUUUUGGACUUGAUGGAGAAUGAAGAAGUCCAUGCAAUCCUGGGCCCACAAUGGUCCUCACAAGCCAAAUUUGUAAUCGACUUAGGAGUGAAAGCUCAAGUCCCAAUCAUAUCCUUCUCAGCCACUAGCCCAUCCCUUUCUCCCACACAAAGCCAUUAUUUCGUUCGGACAGCCUAUGAAGACAGUUUACAGGUUGGUGCUUUAGCGGCUGUUGUUCAAGCUUAUGGUUGGAGGGAAAUAGCUCUUGUAUAUGAAGACACUGAGUAUGGCAAGGGCUUGGUUCCAUACCUUGGCGACGCAUUCCAAAAGGUCGAUGCUCGGAUCACUUACAGAAGCGUUAUUCCUCCAUCUCCAGAAGAUAUCGACAUCGUAAAAGAGCUCAAUAAGUUGUUAGUGAUGCAGACCAGAGUUUUUCUUGUUCAUAUGACUGCUGUGAUCGGGUCUCGGUUCUUUGUUCUGGCGAGUGAGGCGGGCAUGGUGAGCGAGGACUUUGCGUGGAUUGUCACUGAUGGUUUGUCCUCUUUAUUGGACCCGGUCAGCUCUAAGGCUUUGGAUUCGAUGCAAGGUGUAGUAGGUGUAAGGCCACAUGUACCACCAUCAGAGUCUCGUAGAAAUUUCGAAGAGAGAUGGACAAAGCUUUACGCCGAGAGAAAUUCACAUGACGAGAUUGCUUAUCUCAGUCUCUUUGGAUUAUGGGCAUAUGACACAGUUACAGCACUAGCAAUAGCAGGAGAGAUGGCAUGGGAGCCUGCAAGGUCUAGAUAUUUAAAGCCGAAUAGGAGCAGAACCAAUCUGGACUUUUCGUCUAUUGGGAUAUCGGAGAUGGGCCCGAAAUUGCUAGACAAAAUUCUAAGCAUCAAAUUUCAAGGCCUCAGCGGAGAAUUUAACUUGCCCGACGGCCAACUUCAGCCGAUUGCAUUCGAAAUAUUUAAUGUUGUAGGACAGAGGGAGGAAAUUAUUGGAUAUUGGACUUCGGCACAAGGACUUUCACCCGAAUUGAACCAAUCAACGAAGGAAGAGUAUACUGCUUCGGCCAACGAUUUGAAGCCGCCUACUUGGCCAGGAAAUACAUUAAAGCCACCGAAAGGUUGGGUGAUGCCGAUAUCAGGAAAGAAACUGAGGAUUGGCGUUCCGCAGAAAGACGGCUUUACUGAGUUCUUCAAAAUCGAAUGGGAUCCGCAUACGGGCGUGCCCAGCUACUCAGGAUUCGCCCACGACAUGUUUCUUGCAGUACUGGAUGCAUUGCCUUUUGCUAUUCCUUACCAGUAUGUUCCUUACGUGAAUGAGAGCGGGCAAAGUGCGGGAACCUACGACGAAAUGUUGUACGAAAUUAAACUUCAGAAAGUCGAUGCGGUUGUGGGAGACACGACUAUCGUUGCAAAUCGCUCGUCCUACGUCGAUUUUACCCUUCCCUACUUAGAAUCUGGUGUAGCAAUGAUAGUUGCCAUUAAGGAUGAUGAGCGGAGAAACAUGUGGAUCUUCUUAAAACCAUUGAGUUGGAAUCUCUGGCUAACGACCGGUUUGGCCUUCAUUUUUACUGGGUUCGUGGUUUGGCUACUCGAACAUCGUACAAAUGAAGAAUUUAGGGGUCGACGUAGUCAACAAAUCGGUUUAAUUCUCUGGUUUUCCUUCUCCACAUUGGUGUUUGCUCAUAGAGAGAAGAUUGCAAACAAUUUGACAAGGCUUGUGCUUACCGUAUGGGUAUUUGUGGUGCUCAUCCUGACUCAGAGUUAUACUGCAAGUUUAACUUCAUUUUUAACCGUGCAACGUUUGACGCCGAAGUUCGUGGAGGUGCAAGACUUGAUAAGGAAUCACCUUUUCGUCGGGUAUUCGAAAGGAUCUUUCGUGAGAGGACUUCUCGUGAGACAGCUCAAUUUCGAUGAGUCCAAAUUGAUUCCUUAUAGUUCGCCGGAGGAAUACCACGAGGCGCUAUCGAAGGGAAGCGAAAACGGAGGAGUCGCGGCAAUCUUUGAUGAAUUGCCAUUCAUAAAAAUCUUCCUUGCCAGAUACUGCAAUAAGUACAAAAUGGUAGGACCAACCUAUAAAACUGACGGGUUUGGCUUUGCCUUUCCAUUGGGGUCCCCUUUGGUCUCCUACUUCUCAAGGGCAAUCUUGAAUGUCACUCAAGAUAAAGAGAAAAUGGAUGCGAUCCAAGGAAAAUAUUUCCGCGAUCAAAGCUCGUGCCAAGAUCAAGAUGCUGCGAUCUUUUCAGACAAUCUUAGCCUGAGCGUGUAUAGCUUUGGAGGGCUCUUCAUCAUCACCGGGGUCGUCUCGGUAUCUUCCGUAUUGAUAUAUGUGGUUUCGUUCUUCUAUUCUCAAUGGCCUUCUUCGACAGCGAUUCCUUCCGGUGAUCGCUCCCUUUGGUCCAUGUUUUCGGAAACUGCAAAUAACUUCUUUCGAGAGCACGGAUUAUUCAAAUGUCUGGAGAGAAAUAGAUCUAAGAUAGUUCCGACUUCGCAUUUUCGAAGUAGGAAAGCUUUUCCUAAUAGUGAUAUUGAACUGAUUGCGAGGACACCAAAUGAAGGAGAGAGGCCAGUGCUCAUUAUACACGUUUGAAUAAUGUGUUUUAAGAGAUGCUCAUCGAGCAUGAGAACGAUUCACCUCAUCUAGGUAUGUGUAUACACACAUAUUAGCAAUUUGUUUUGUUUUCUUUUUCUUUUGGAAUAAAGGGGUGAAUUUGGGUUGAUAAAGAUCGUAUGUAAAAUCUUUUGUUUGCUAUAUAUAUUUUCACUAAGGAAAA